Oikopleura dioica is the source of this 972-nucleotide messenger RNA. NCBI's taxonomy places the organism in Eukaryota, Metazoa, Chordata, Appendicularia, Copelata, Oikopleuridae. The record is from the annotation of a GenBank genome assembly.
AUGCAGCAGUUUGAUGAAUUGCCGAGUUGGAGAGCUGGCUAUGAGAGGCAGCUUGCAGUUUCUGCUGCUUUUUCGCAGUCCAAAGCUGCUAGAAAAGAUGAAAGCGCUCGUUUGUCGGAAUUAUGGACAGCGGGGAAGCCGCGAAAUUGCAAUUAUCAACAAAUUCUGGACGAUUUCUGCGCUCAGAUGCAUCCAGACGCGCCUGCCUUUCCCUUCAAAUGUGCAAAGGCCAAGAGCAAAAUGGUCGCACGAUACGGCUUGAAUAAAAACGGCGAGAACCCGGGCUGGCGAUGUUACAGAUACACCUCGAUGUCGAACGAGACCGCCGCUUGUAUCGGUCCUGAUGGAGAAUUGACGGCCGAGGGCUGCUCCGAUCCGAUCCACGGCGAUGGGCACUAUUGCAACCGCGUUGCGGAAAUGGAAGAAGUGCUCAGGACAGCUUGCCAGUGCCAGUUUCAGCAGCGACUCGACGAUUUCUGUUCGCAGAUGUCGCCGAAUGGAACGGGCGACUUCGAAUGCCCACGCGCCGAGGGUUUCGAAGGAAACAUGGUCGCUCGAUAUCACGUCAACAGGAAAGGCGGCGGCUAUGCCUGGAGAUGCUACGGAGAGAUCUGGGACAAGACGACAAUCGAAGGCUGCUUGGACGAAGCGGGAGAGAUGACGAGCGAAGGGUGCACAGAAGUGAACCCCUGGAAAGCGGACUAUUGCGCCCGAUCGAAGGCCAUGGAGGAAAUCAUUGCCAAUACGGCAUGUGAUGCUACUGCAAACGUGACGACUUCGACGACGGCGAUGACUUCUACUGCCGCGCCGACAUGCAAUAUUCAACAGCGACUGGACGACUACUGUAAGUUGAUGUCUCCAACUGGCGUCGGGAGCAAUCUCUGCGGCCGUUCGAAAGGCUUUGAAGGAACCAUGGUGGCGAGAUACGGCCUCAACGAAAAUGGAGGAGGACCUGCCAGCCUGCAUCGCUGA